GCGAUACUCAUAGUUGAUGGUAACAUUCGAAGCUGUGGAAGCUUUUACCCCUGUUUUUACCCCGCCGUCAAACCCUCUGUAGCCCCUAUCUCAACAGUGCAGAUAGCGGCAUCCGCUAGGUAGGUGUUAGGCCCAUAGGGACCUGUAUUUAGGUGAGAUCGUUCUUGGACUUUGCAGUAACCACACUCCCUUUCCUAGCAACUAUCAUCAAUUCUACCUCCUAACCUUCCGCAAUAUCACAUUUCAACUAUCCAACCUAGACGAUACAUAAACCAUACGCCAAUCCCAUCACGAACCCAAACUAGAUGCCGCCCAAAACCAUCCUAAUAACAGGCUGCGGCCCUCACGGCAUCGGCUCCGCCCUCGCAACCGAGUUCCACACGCGGGGCCACCGCGUCUUCGCCACAGGGCUCUCGGAGUCCCUCCUCACACCCCUCCAAGCCAUAGGAAUCGAAACACUAACCCUAGACGUGACCUCCGCCUCCUCAAUCUCACGCGCCGCAUCCCACGUCUCCAAACUCACAGAAGGGAAACUGGACAUCCUAAUCAACAACGCCGGCAUAAUCCACAUCCUCCCCUUCGCAGACACCUGCCUCACCGACGCGCACAACCUCUUCGACGUCAACGUCUUCGGCACCAUCGCCGUAACCCACGCCUUCCUGCCCCUCCUCCGCUCCGCCGCACAGACACACGGCGAUGCACUGAUCGCCAAUAUCGUCAGCAUAAACAGCACCCUCCGUCCCCCCUUCUUCAGCCUCUACAACGCCUCCAAAGCCGCCGUCGAAGUCCUCAGCGCAUCGAUCCGCCCUGAGCUCGCCCCCUUCGGGAUCCGUGUCGUGACGGUGAAAACCGGGAGCGUGGAGACGGAUUUAUUCGCGAAUGCACCGGUCGUCAGGCUUCCGCCUGGGAGUUGGUAUGAGGCCGCGAGAGCGUUUAUUGAGGGGAAAGGGAUGCUGGGGUUUGCGCGGAGUGAGAGGGUGGAGGUUUAUGCGAGGGGUGUGGUGGAUGAGUUGGUGCGGCCGAGGGGGAGGAAGGUGCUUUGGAGGGGCGGGUUGACGGGGGUGGCGUGGGUGUUGGGUUGGUUUGGGUGGGAGGGGAUGAUGGUGAGUUUGCGCUUUUCGUGAGAGGGUUUGCGAUGUUGCGCGCGCUACAGAGUACUGGGAUUUUCUUUGCUGACUAAGUGUAGGAUGGCGUUUACAUCCGGGAGAACAAGAUAAAUCUAUGCGCUAAUGUCGGUUCUUGAGACGGAAGGAGGUAGUCUCGGCACUUACUUAACCUCGUGGGGCAUCUGAGCGGCCGGACCUUCGCCGGUGGUUAAGUACCGGCCCUUCUACGGAACAUCGCUGAAUUCUCGGUCGAUUGGAGCUGUGGAUAUGGUACUUGUUUCCUUAGACAUGUAACCUAAAAUACAGUAUCGGUUUUCACAUCUAAAUCGCAUAUUGCAAUAGAGAAGGCAUUAGUGGUUUAGUGGUAAAAUCCAUCGUUGCCAUCGAUGGGCCCCGCGUUCGAUUCGCGGCUAAUGCAUUUAUUUUUC
Annulohypoxylon maeteangense is the source of this 1534-nucleotide messenger RNA. Its product is annotated as putative short-chain dehydrogenase/reductase. Gene Ontology annotation, biological process: triglyceride catabolic process; phosphatidic acid biosynthetic process. The record is from RefSeq and is a predicted model, not a curated record. Gene Ontology annotation, molecular function: acylglycerone-phosphate reductase (NADP+) activity; triacylglycerol lipase activity. Gene Ontology annotation, cellular component: lipid droplet; endoplasmic reticulum. Bases 306 to 1124 code for a protein of 272 amino acids. The transcript has 2 exons. NCBI's taxonomy places the organism in Eukaryota, Fungi, Ascomycota, Sordariomycetes, Xylariales, Hypoxylaceae.